Microplitis mediator is the source of this 1996-nucleotide messenger RNA. RefSeq names its product molybdopterin synthase catalytic subunit (gene Mocs2B). The coding region runs from base 149 to 1315 and encodes 388 amino acids. The record is from RefSeq and is a predicted model, not a curated record. Gene Ontology annotation, biological process: Mo-molybdopterin cofactor biosynthetic process. NCBI's taxonomy places the organism in Eukaryota, Metazoa, Arthropoda, Insecta, Hymenoptera, Braconidae. Gene Ontology annotation, molecular function: molybdopterin synthase activity. Gene Ontology annotation, cellular component: cytosol. The transcript is spliced from 8 exons.
CGUGAAAUUGCUGGUGUUAAAGAAUCUAAAAUAAUUAUCUGCAAACAUAUUUCAUCAUCUGAAUUACUGGAUAAAAUUGUUUCAAUAUUUGGAUUAGAGAGUAUACGUAAUAACGUUAUUAUUGCCGUUAACGAGGAAUUUAUUUCUAAUGAUGUCGAGCUCGAACUCUGCGACAGAGAUGAAAUCGCAGUCAUCCCACCUCUCAGUGGAGGCUAAUACAGAGGAACAAAAAAAUAUCGUCAAACUCCAAAAAGAUAAGUUACAGGUUGAUGAAAUUGUCAGUUGUGUUAUUUCACCAUCUUGUGGUGCAAUAUCAACAUUUAUCGGAACAACUCGUGAUAAUUUUGAAUCCAAAAAGGUUAUUAAACUGGCUUAUGAAGCUUAUGAGCCAAUGGCAUUAAAAGAAAUGAAAAAUAUUUGUGAAAAAAUUCGCGCAAAAUGGGAUGUCAAGCAUAUUGCAAUUUUCCAUCGUUUGGGUGAAGUACCAGUCUGUGAAAGCAGUGUAGCGAUAGCUAUUUCUUCUCCCCAUCGCCGAGAAUCACUGCAAGCUGUUGAGUUUGCUAUUGACACUCUUAAGUCAUCAGUACCGAUUUGGAAGAAAGAAAUUUACGAGGAUCAGCAAUCAACUUGGAAGGAAAAUAAAGAAUAUGAUAAGCUUUUAAUCCCCAAAGUAGAACCGCUUGAUAGUAUCCAAGAGUCUUCAGCAGAAGAUAACAUUGUACAGUCUUUCAAGCAAGAUUUUGAUAAAUAUGAAGUAAAUCUUGAUCAAGUCCAAGUUAAGGCUAGCGCUGAUGAGCUUAAUAGAAGAAUUGAGUCAUUUAUUUUGAGGAAACGCCAGCAUGUUAAUAGUGUAAAUAUUCAAGAAUUUUGUCGUCAUAGACAUUUGAAUAGUCAAGUUGAAAAUUCGUGUGCCAGAGUCGAUGCUAUUUUAAUUCGUCGCAAAGACUCUAAAAGUCACGUCAAAGUUCAUCGUGUGUACAAUCCACAUGGACCGCAAACAAACUUUUCAUCUUCAAAUGAAUCAAAUCAACAAAACACUAGUUUGAAUUCAGCGUUAGAUGAAAGAUUGUCUGAGUCUGAAAGAUUUCUCGGGAUUGCCAAACCCGUUCCUCGUGAUAUUUAUGAACGUGUCAAAAAAAUAGAAGACAAAUUACUUUAUCUAGAAAGUAUUUCACCAGAAUAUAAAAAUAUUUGUAUACCACAAGAUGCGGACGAUGAUAAAAAUAAUCCUUCAAACAAAAGGACAUUUUCAACCGCAGAGUUGGACACAAAAUUAUUGGAACUCGAAAAUAGAUAUGCCAAAAAAAAAAAGUAAGAUCCAGUAGUCAGUCGUUCGUAACAAAAUAACGUACAAUUUGUCAAUCGAUCACGAGUAAUUGGUUAUUACUAUUUUUUUUUACGAAGAUUGAAAUGUUAAAACUGUAAUACGAUAAGAGAUUUUAUUAUGAAAUUUAAAUCUUGAAAAUGUCAUUGAAAGCUCAUUGAUAUCUUCAAUAGCUUAAUAGUUAUUGACCUAACAUUAUAAUAUAGUCAUCCAUAAAAAUUUUAUAUUGCAAUAAUACUUAACUAUCAAAUUACUAAUUCUUCAAUCCUCAAGUUGUGCGAUAAAAAUUUUAAAUUUCUUUUCGGUUGGGAAAUAAAAUUUAAAAAAUUUGAAUAAAUGCCGGGAACAAAACGUUGAAUUAAAUAUUCAAAGUUAAAGGGGUAAAGGCUGAAAUUAAAAGUUAAUCGAUCGAUGGCUGUAAUCCACCAAUCCCGUUUAUUUGUGAAUAACUUUUGGUGAUGACUGUACAGCAAAGUAGUUUGUCAUACGACUGGUAGAGGCAGUCGCCGUCGCGCUUCGAGACGGUAUGGCCGUAAACCGUCUGAAUUUUACCUCUUAAUUAUUGUAAGUUUAAAUUUUGACACACGUACGAAUCAGAAUAAAUUCAAGUGUCGGCCAAGGUUAAGAAUGGUGAUAUUUUUUUUUCUAUGUAAAUAAAACAAGUAAAGAGUA